GUCUCCAGGGAAGAACCCACAGCAUGAUUCGCUAGUCGAUAGAAAAAAGGUCUAGUGUUUGUAAACUAUGGCUGACGAUACCCUCAUGAAUCUUAGAUAUGUGACGUAUGUAUUCUUUAUUCUCUUAUGAUUUGGAAUAAAUGAUGGAAUUUGAAAUAACGCGCACAAGACCUUCGCUGUUUGGGGAUAUUGCACAUGGUCUGGGGUUCUGGACUGAUCGUUCAGCAGUGCACGAGGCCGCGGCUCAGGGCAAAGCUGUGCAGCUCCAAAAACUGAUUGAGAACGGAGCAUCUGUCAACAUUGUGGCCGUGGACUCUAUCACACCCCUCCAUGAGGCCUGUAUACAGGGCCAAACACAGUGUGUGAAGCUGCUCCUGGAAGCUGGAGCUCAUGUUGAUGCUCGUAACAUUGACGGCAGUACUCCGUUGUGUGACGCCUGUGCGGCUGGUAGUCUGGAGUGUGUGAAGUUGCUGUUAGAACAUGGAGCCAUGGUGAACCCUCCUCUCUUCACCUUCUCACCCCUGCAUGAAGCCUGCAUGGGCGGUAACUCUAAAUGUGUUCAGCUCAUGAUUGAUGAAGGUGCGUUUAUGGAAGCCCAUGACUGUCACUUCGGCACCCCUCUGCAUGUGGCGUGUGCAAGGCAGCAUCUCGGCUGUGUCAAGGUUCUGCUGAACGCAGGUGCAAAUGUAAAUGCUGCUAAACUUCAUGAGACCGCACUGCAUCAUGCUGCUAAAGUGAAAAAUACAGAACUAAUUGAGCUUUUGGUCGAAUUUGGGGGAAACGUUUUAGCCAGAGACAACCUCGGCAAAAAGCCCAUUCAGUACACCAGAGCCGGCUCAGCAUCCGCCCUCUGCCUGGAGCUUUAUGAAUCCACACCCCUCAGUCUUCAGCAGUUAUGCAGAAUUGCUUUCAGAAAUACCCUCGGGAAAAGGGCGCUGGGGGUGUUGAGUCAACUGGGCCUCCCGAAUCGAAUCAUCUGUUUCCUGUCUUAUUUGCCAGCCCCUCCCCUGAAGCUUGAUGGUUUACCACCCUGCUUCUGUCCAGGUCAUCAAUAAUGAACACCGCACUGGCUGCGAUUAAGAAUAAGGGACUUAGAUCAUUGGUUUUCUCAUUGUGAAGCGCAGCUACUGUAACAGCUGUACUCGGUAUUUGUCAUGUAUUUGUUGAUGUAUUUCCCCCUGCAGGGAACCAAUAGAAGUCAUUGUCACUUGGUAUGGAUGCAGUGUACUGCCAAAAUUCCUAGAAUAAUUUGACUGGGAAAGAAGCUCAUUUCGCAAGAAAUAAUGGUAUUUUCUGUUUUGCAUCACGUUUGACUGAGUGUGGCACAGUUUUUCCUAACGUACUAUUAGUUGUGUAAUUAACUUUAAUGAUUUCAUUUGUUAUAGAUUUGUAAAAUAAAUGCAAUGUGUAUAAAAUACAGUCUUAUUUAAAUUCAGGUUUUAUACAAAUUAAGCUAAUUGUAUUUUAGCUAGUUCUUAUUUAUGUGAAAUAUACAUUGUGCAAAUACUUUAUAAAUGUUUUCCCCCUGUUGUACAUAGUUUAUUUUACAAUGUUGUUUUGGUUUGACUUUGUGCGUAAUAGAGGAUAAUUGUAACAAAUAUUGUGAUGUACACAAUUCACAACUACACACUAUUCCAUUUA
Pimephales promelas (fathead minnow) is the source of this 1641-nucleotide messenger RNA. It is a transcript of the gene asb13b, whose product is annotated as ankyrin repeat and SOCS box containing 13b. Gene Ontology annotation, biological process: positive regulation of protein catabolic process; intracellular signal transduction; protein ubiquitination. Gene Ontology annotation, molecular function: protein binding. The record is from RefSeq and is a predicted model, not a curated record. Lineage: Eukaryota; Metazoa; Chordata; Actinopteri; Cypriniformes; Leuciscidae.